AUGGAAAAAGCCGCGGCGCCGACAACGGGAGCCUGCAGACCGAGGCGCGGGGAGGAGACAGGCUCGGCAGAGGUGGUGAGCUCGCUCCCGCCGGGGCCAAGCCAAGCGCUCGAGCUCGGCCGCGCACGCGCAGCCUCCUUCCCGCCGCUCCCGCCGUCUCCGGGGGGGGCUUCUCUCCGCCCGGCUCAGGGGUGUCCGCGGCGGCGCCGGAUCUGGCGAAAGCGGUCCCGGGAGGACAGGCCGCCCCUGGCCCUGCCUUCCCCGUUCGUGUGGUCGAGGCCAGAAGGAGGGGCGCGUGCGGAGCGCCGCAGAGCGGGUGGCCGUGGCUCCGAGGAGAAGCCCCCGCCGCGUCUGGGCCUGCAGGCAGUGCGGGAGGCGCUCACGCGCGGGGUCCUCUCUCGCAGCCGGCCCUGA
Molecule: messenger RNA, 414 nt
Organism: Rangifer tarandus platyrhynchus (Svalbard reindeer)
Lineage: Eukaryota; Metazoa; Chordata; Mammalia; Artiodactyla; Cervidae
Source: the annotation of a GenBank genome assembly